Molecule: messenger RNA, 1078 nt
Organism: Candidula unifasciata
Lineage: Eukaryota; Metazoa; Mollusca; Gastropoda; Stylommatophora; Geomitridae
Source: the annotation of a GenBank genome assembly
CCAAUGUUAAUCAGCCUUAACGAGAGGACCGUCAAAUUCUCCAGAGAAUGUGUGCAGAAAACCUCAGACAACAAGUACCUAGUCAUGCACAGAGAGGAGAACCAGAGCGUCAAAUUCCUGUGUAUGCAGUUCCUGCAGCGGGGGGAGAACAUCGUGCAGAUUAAAACAUCAGACCUAUUUCAGAAGCAAACGAUCGACAUCUGCGAUGACGCUGGCAUGGCCUUAGAUCCAUUUCCUUUGGUGAACUCCGGACAGACUCCAGAUACACACAUGAGCUGCCCGUUCACAGGUGGCUACAAUAUGAAAGUCUACUACCCAGACGACAGUAUCGUCUGUAUGACCAACAUGCUGCUCAUGAGGAUGGAGAGUGAGUGUGACAGAGGCGAGGGCAUCACUUUCGACUUCAGGAGCGAUGAUUGCGUCCCCAAGGAUCUUCCGGCAAAGACUCACAGACGACUUCGAGCUCGGUGUGUGGCCCAUUGGACACAAGACAGCUACACCUUCAUUAUCCUGCAGCACAUGGAUGUGAAAACCCAGUGGUUCUGCCUGCGGACGACUGAUCCCUUGAGCGACAUUCGGAACGCUUACCUGUGGCUCAAAGUCAUAUGUGACACUUCAGAGAUACCUUCCCCAGAAGAUGAACUGGAGAUGUGCGCGGGAAAUAGCCACAACUGCUUCAAUCAGUACAAGCGGCACUGCGCGCACACUUGUGGCCAGUGCAUGUCUGAGAACCACAUGGGAACCUGCACGUUCGAUGAACAGUACAGGGGCAAGUGGAUGGAGAGUCGUAACAAUACAGAACACGUUCUGGACAUACAGGCCUACUCUCUGGUCUCUGACAAUACCGGUAGGUACGACUGCUUCAAUCUAGACAGUCACAAGCUGCCACACAAGAAAGUUCUACUGGAACUCAACAACAAUGGCUGCUUCCCGCGCUAUACUUGCGUGGAAAUGGCGAAGAUCACUUCAUCAGUGAUGAAGUUUCGUUUUGGAGAUAGGCUGACCUGGCCUUUAAUGACCUUGAAGAAUCAAAAAGAGGAAAUCUGCAAAGAUGAACACUUCAAAGAUCGGCAUAAUC